AUGCACAGAACUUACUCAAUGAGAUCUUCAAAGGCUCCAACAGCCUCGCAAUUGCAAGCACCACCACCACCACCAUCGUCCACCAAGAAUAGGUUUUUUGGUGCUGGUGGGUUGUCUUCUUCGAUUAGAAAAGCUGCUGCUGGUGCCACUGGUCCGGAAUUGUCUAGAAAGUUGGCUCAGUUUAUCAAGAUGGAAAAGAACUUGAUGAGAUCUAUUGAGGUCACUUCGAGAGAAAGAAAAGAUAUUGCUAGACAAUUGAGUGCUUGGGGUGAAGAGAAUGACGAUGAUGUUUCUGAUGUCACUGAUAAAUUGGGGGUUUUGAUUUACGAGAUUGGUGAAUUGGAAGACCAAUACAUUGAUAAGUAUGAUCAAUACAGAAUUACUUUGAAGAGUAUUAGAGAUAUUGAAGGUUCAGUGCAACCAUCAAGAGAAAGAAAACAAAAGAUUACUGAUGAAAUUGCUCAUUUGAAAUAUAAGGAUCCCCAAUCCCCCAAGAUUCCAGUUUUGGAGCAAGAGUUGGUUAGAGCUGAAGCUGAAUCUUUGGUUGCUGAAGCUCAAUUGAGUAACAUUACUAGAGAACAAUUGAAGGCUGCUUUCAACUACCAGUUUGAUGCUACUAGAGAGUUGGCUGAAAAGUAUGCUUUAAUUGCUGGUUAUGGUAAAGCUCUUUUGGAAUUGUUGGAUGAUUCUGCUGUUACUCCUGGUGAAACCAGACCAGCUUAUGAUGGUUAUGAAGCUUCUAAACAAAUUAUCAUUGAUGCUGAAAAUGCUUUGGCUUCAUGGACUUUGGAUUCUGCUGCUGUCAAGCCAACAUUGUCUUUACAUCAUGAAUAUGAUGAAGAUGAAGAGCCGGCUGAAAUUGAUGAUGCUGCUCAACAAGAAUUUGCCAAACAUGAUGAACACAAUGGUGAACAUGCUGCUUAG
Lodderomyces orthopsilosis Co 90-125 is the source of this 924-nucleotide messenger RNA. RefSeq names its product lipid-binding protein (gene PIL1). Gene Ontology annotation, cellular component: plasma membrane; eisosome filament. NCBI's taxonomy places the organism in Eukaryota, Fungi, Ascomycota, Pichiomycetes, Serinales, Debaryomycetaceae. Gene Ontology annotation, biological process: eisosome assembly; negative regulation of protein kinase activity; endocytosis. The record is from RefSeq and is a predicted model, not a curated record. The coding region runs from base 1 to 924 and encodes 307 amino acids. Gene Ontology annotation, molecular function: lipid binding. The transcript has a single exon.